Molecule: messenger RNA, 1829 nt
Organism: Guillardia theta CCMP2712
Lineage: Eukaryota; Cryptophyceae; Pyrenomonadales; Geminigeraceae
Exons: 3
Coding region: 76-1746 (556 amino acids)
Biological process (GO): mRNA splicing, via spliceosome
Cellular component (GO): spliceosomal complex
Molecular function (GO): pre-mRNA 3'-splice site binding
Source: RefSeq, a predicted model, not a curated record
GCAGUGGAUUCAUACAUAGCGGUUUCACUCCAAAGCAACUCUUGCUGAUAUUCGUCUCCCGCCUCUUUGAAGAAGAUGGCUUCUGCAAACAGCUGGGACCAGGGAGGUCGUCUCAGCAGAGAGGAUUUCAAGAAGCGACAAGAGCUGGAGGAGCUUAGAAAGUCUGGAGCGAUCGAGCCAGAGCGAGAUGAGGAAGGAAAUGAGAUCAACCCUCACAUCCCACAGUACAUGUCCUCUGCGCCAUGGUACUUGAACUCCAAGGGACCCACUUUGAAACAUCAAAGGAAUCUCAAAGUUCAGUCCAUCACUGAGGGAGUUGCGGCUCGUGCAGUCCAGCCGGUUGGGAAGGGGAAGACCGUUUCGCGGACGAGGGACGAAUUCGGAGAGAAGAAGAAGUCCAAAGAUGAUGACACUGAUGCUCCUCGUGCAAACGGAUAUGAUACAACCUAUGCCGGCAAGCGCGACAGGUGGAACGGGUUCGAUGCGGAUAUGUACAUGAAGGUCGUGAAACGACACGAGCUGCUGGCAAAGGAGCGGCAGGCGUUGCGCGAGCAAAAUGUCGACAAGUCACUGCAGGAGGGAGAGUCUUCUGCGUCGAGAGUGAAGCAGAAGGACGAAAGUGACUCGUCGUCCUCUGACGAUGAGGACGAGCAGAAAGACGCGGAGAAGGCAGAGAUGAUCGACCAGGAUGGUAAAUUGGUAGGACAGCAACUUGACACUGGCCGACUGGGUAUGCAAACAAGAGUUUCUGUCAGAAAUCUCCGUAUUCGUGAGGACACUGCCAAGUAUCUUCGCAAUCUUGACGUGAAGUCUGCCUACUACGAUCCCAAGACUCGUUCGAUGCGUUCCAACCCUAAUCCAGACAAGAAUCCCCAUGAAUUGGAUUAUGCCGGUGAGAAUUUCAUCCGAUAUACAGGAGAUACUGUCAAGGUUGCCAAGCAGCAGCUGUAUGAGUUGGAGGCGUACGAGAGAGGACAGGAUGUGCACAUGCUGGGUAUGCCGACGCAGGCCGAGCUGCUGCACACCCAGUUCGAGGAUAAGAAGACGUCUCUGGUUGAAAAGCAAAAGAAGCAGCUCUACGAGCAUUAUGGCGGGCAGGAAUACGCAGAGAAAUCCAUUCCACGAGCUGUCAUCUUUGGGAACACCGAGCAGUAUGUGGAGUACGCUGAUGAUGGUACCAUCGUUAAGGGUCAGGAGCGAAGGGUCUUGAACUCCAAGUACGAGGAAGAUAAGAUGACCAACAACCACACCAAAGUCUGGGGCUCCUUCUGGUACAACGGCAAGUGGGGAUACGCUUGCUGCUGUCAGUUCAUCCGCAACUCGUACUGCACGGGCAAGACGGGCAUCGAGGCCUUUGAAAAGCAGAAGGGAAGCCGGAUGGGUCUGACUCCCUUCUUCGAGAACUCAAGCCAGAUGGUUGCGACGAUGCAGGCUCAGAUCCAGAACCAGAAGCAAGAGAAGAAGGACAAGUCUGAAGGCUCCAAGAAGCUUGCCAUCGGCGAUCGCAUGGUCGGACGCUCGUCCGACAGUUUUGACAAGAAGGCGCUAAAGAAGGCGCUCAAAGACGAGGAGAGGCGUGAGAAGCAUGACGGAGAGGCGGACGAGAGGAAGAGGAAGUACAACAGCCUUUCGACCACAGACGUGACGGAGGAGGAGAUGGAGGCAUACAUGCUCAAGAAGAACCGCGGGGACGAUCCGUUAGCUGGGUUGAGCAAGGGUGCCAACAACGGCUACGACUUUGUGUAAGAGCUACUCUAGUUUGACUCUACUUGCCCGCGAUGCUGCUGCAUCGCUAACAUGAACUAAGAGUGAAAUGCAUCAUAAACUCU